GCAGGAUUUCAUAGACCGGAUCUCGAUCACUUUGACCGAACUCAGCCAAUGUUGUUUUGUGGAGUCUCCAUUCAUGGGUAUUCCCUGUAGGGUAGUAAUUGUAAAUCCCCACAUCUCGGUUAUGGGCUGAUACGAGGAGCAUUGUAUGACCAAUUGAUUCCCCAAAUGGUACUACUAACCUGCUACUGGUCUUCUACAAAUCGAUCAUCUCCGAACAAAGCGGACGUUCGAGACCGGGCCGAGAACCAGGUUGCAAGACAAUAAAAGAAUCCCAUAAAGUACCUUCAUAAGCCCGAAGACACGCGUCACCGUGCCAGCCCACCAGUGCACCCCCGUAUUCAUAAUAUCCCCUUCAUCCCCAGAUCAAGAACAAUCCCAACAAUGUACGCCCUAACGCCUCUCAAAACAUCCUCAAUAGUCUACACCAUAUUCGGAAUCCAACAACACUCCACAGACAUCCCCUCGCCGCUAAGCACCCAACUCACUGCCCUCCUAACACCACACCUGCCCCCCGGAAACACCUCAACCCUAGCCCACCCGGGCCCGGGCCCCCUAACGACAACAAUCCACCUCACCUACUGGCCCACCAAAGCCGACUACGAAAGAUGGUGGCACAGCGACCCCGUAAUGACCUUCUGGGGCUCCCUCCCGGACGACGCAGGCAUAUACCGUGAGACCAUCACCGUGGCAUCUGACAGAACCCAACACGCUACAAACAAGCCCCAGAACAUCGGGAUGGGUUGUCUGGGACCCUGUGCGCCCCUUGUGGAUAAGACUGGGUAUUGGGGUUGUUACUAUCACCGUAUCCCUGCGAUCGCGUCUGCUAGUGGUCCUGAAGGAAGGUUACCUAGUCCGUUAAAGGGGCCGCCGCGGAAGAGGGAUGGCACGGGGGACAUAAGACAUGGUCGAGUGCGCAUGACCCGUUUUCCGGAGAAUCUGUGCUUCGUGGUCGAAGGGCAAGAUCAUUCGGGUCUUACGGAUGUGGAACGGGAAACGUGGUUUGGGAAGUUUGAUGCGUCUGCUACGGGAUGGUUGAGUGAGUUACAGUCUGCGGGCUCGGAGACGGGGCUUUUGGAUAAGCGAAUGUGUUAUGACCCGCGAAGUGGGAGGUUUCGGGAUGGGGAGCCCGAGGAGUUCGGUUAUAAUCGCAAGGUGCAGCUGUUCUAUUUUCUGGAUAUGGAGUGUAUGGAGCGCAUGGGGAGGAUGAGUAAAGUGCAUGUGCAGCUCAGGAAGGACUUUUUGAAGGCUUAUGGGCCUGGUGGGGAGUUAGCUGAGACUGGGGGCAUUUGCUUGUGGGUGGAGACGAGUAUUUUGAAAGCUGGGGGCUUGGAUUGUGAGUAUGUUGGGUGUUGGGAUGGGACGGGGUUGAUGGGUUUUGAGUGGGAUUCUGCUUAGAGUCCAGGUUGAGGCGGGACGGUCUAAAGCUUCGGAUUGGUGAGUGGGGUUCAUGGGGCGGCGUAUAGGCGAUGUAUGCCCUGUACAGCUGUAUGUAAAAUAUUCCAAUUUCCUCUAUCAAAAAGAGCUCGGAGAAGAAAACAUGUACAUUGCCGCUCCGCCUAUAUAAAUCCCAGGUCUCUAUAAACGUCAAUGUCAAGCCAAAACUGUUCUAGUGCGGAAAAAAA
This is a messenger RNA of Aspergillus pseudonomiae, 1622 nucleotides long. Its product is annotated as phenylacetaldoxime dehydratase family protein. The coding region runs from base 382 to 1395 and encodes 337 amino acids. The transcript has a single exon. NCBI's taxonomy places the organism in Eukaryota, Fungi, Ascomycota, Eurotiomycetes, Eurotiales, Aspergillaceae. The record is from RefSeq and is a predicted model, not a curated record.